Messenger RNA from Paramormyrops kingsleyae, 962 nucleotides. RefSeq names its product ras-related protein Rab-7L1-like. Gene Ontology annotation, cellular component: late endosome; trans-Golgi network; phagocytic vesicle. The record is from RefSeq and is a predicted model, not a curated record. Gene Ontology annotation, biological process: phagosome-lysosome fusion; endosome to lysosome transport. Gene Ontology annotation, molecular function: GTP binding; GTPase activity. Lineage: Eukaryota; Metazoa; Chordata; Actinopteri; Osteoglossiformes; Mormyridae.
UUGAGCAAGGCCCUUAACCCCCAGCUCUAGGGGUGCUACAUGUUAGCUACCUUUGCUGCCUAUGGUUUCAUUCGUAAUUUGCUGAAUGCUCUGUUUCUGCUGCAAAUUAGAGAACUGUAACGACCACAAUGCACAGUUUUAUUGUGGAACUAGACGCUUUUGGUAACAAAUGAAGUGUCAUUUCGCCGUGUGCUGCUACCCAAUCAUACUUUUGUUUAAAGUAUGGAGAGUCAUGAUCACUUGUUCAAAGUACUAAUUAUUGGGGACUGUCGAGUUGGGAAGACAUCGCUGGUGCACCGUUACGUGCACGAAAAAUUCUUCAAGAGUUACAAGAGUACAGUGGGAGUGGACUUUGCACUGAAAGCUCUUGCAUGGUCUGACACGGAGACUGUACGACUUCAGCUGUGGGACAUAGCAGGUCAAGAGCGUUUCACCUCCAUGACCAGGAUUUAUUAUAAGGGUGCAUCGGGCUGCGUGCUCAUGUUUGACGUCACCAGCAUCUCCAGCUUUCACAGCUGCCAGAAAUGGAAGGAGGACUUGGAGAGUAAGGCCCUUCUGGUGGACGGUAACCCUAUCCCCUGCAUCCUGCUGGCAAACAAGUGUGAUUUAUCACCUUGGCAAGUGUCAAAGGAUGACGUGGAGACGUUCAGCAAGACCAGCGGCUUCAUCGCCUGGAUGGAGAUAUCAGUCAAAGACAACAGAAACAUCACUGAAUCCCUGAGAAUCUUGGCGGAGAACAUGAUGGCAACUCAAUCAGCUUUUGGAACACCUGAAAACCAGGGAAAAGGCUUCAAGCUAAGCUCCCCUGUAACGGCAAAGGAGGCUACUGGGGACCAGUGUUGCUCAACUGUGAAGAACUUGGUGGAAUAAACAUUUCUGAUAUUUCUUUGAACGGGUGCACUAACGUUAUGGGUUAAUUCAUUGAAUGUAAAUAAUAAAGAUGAUAGAGGUAAAUAAAUAAA